AUGUCGACGCAUAUAACUGAGCUUUCUUAUGCGAUAUCGGACAUUCAGACUCGUAUAUUUGAGAUUCAGGAACUGCGCCAUAAAUCUCAAUCAUCGGACGGUGCAGAUGCAAGCACUACAAGCAUUAUCGACCAAUCUCUCAUGACCCUAGAUGAACGGUUGGAAACCGUCGAGAAAGGCAUCAAGAAUAUCAACGAAACUCUGGAACCCCUCUUGCAAACCGCCGCGACGCCAACGGUCUCAGAAAGCGGCAUUAGCAGCGACAACGCGGCAUUGCUUCGUAAACAUGCCACCCUAAUAUCGGAGUGGGAGUCUGUCCAGGAUGAAAGCGAAGUGCUGAGAGAGGAACUAAAGGAAGACAAGUGGCUUACUGUCUUUAGAACCGUCACCGACCAAGCGGAUGGCAUGAUGUCUAGUCUGGAAAAGGCGGUUACCAGGUGUCAAGAGUUUAUAUGGCAAGUCCAUCGCCGAGGAGCGGACGACUUUCAGUCCAAUGGUGCUCUGCCUUCUCGAAACGACAAAGUUUCCUUAAAUUAUGAAAGUUUCAGCACACUUCUGGAUUCGUAUGAAGCUAAGAAGAAACAUUACAUGCCUGCCACCUCUAAAGUUCUUUCUAUCAUUGAUAAAGGUGUUCGCGAUCGUGUCACGAAAAACGGAGAAACCUUGCGAAGGCAUGCGGAAUCUGCCCAACGUUGGAAAAAUCUUCGCGAACGAAUUUCACGAACAGAUGCGGAGAUGGAGAGUACGAGGAAACUUCUUUUGAACGAGGAUGGCGGAUCUGAACACGAAUCGACAACGUCUGGUACUACAUCCACCAAAAACGGGCAUUUGGCAACACCCCCUAGUGGAUCGCGUAUGUCAAGAGUAAGUUCAGCCAGCUCGACACUAUCUGGCUCAAUAUCACCCUUCCGCAAAUUUGCUCGCAAGAUCACAGGUCAGUCGAAACCGACUAGUCCAAUAGCGAUAUCUCCGCUGGCUGUGAGCAAGAAAACAACAACGUCGAGCAUCGAGCUUUCGACAUCAGCACCUCCUCCGCCUUCGUCAAUGCGAAAGCAGAGAACGUCUGUAUUUAAUUCUGUUCGCGGAGCACCUCCCAUUAUUCCAACUACACCCGAAAGACCCAGCCAUAAACACAGUCAAAGUUAUACGCCAGAUGCCUCUCCUCAUGGGCCCAAAACCGAGAAGAGUGAAUUCAACCCUUCGUCGACUUCCCGGAGCACAGCACCUCAACGGCAGCGAUGGAACAGUUCUACGAAAGUGGAGCCUUUUGACGAUCGCAAUUCCACAAUCAAAGGACUUCCCAAGAGGUCACCCUCCUCUACUGGAUAUUACGCUAAUAACGAUGAUAUUCCACCAGUACCACCGCUUUCUACCCCUUAUCGACGGAGUCUAUCCCGGGCCUCAAUGGCUUCAUCUCGACCAUGGUCACCUGUUACUUCUUCAAAUUCCACGACGUACUCUUCUUCUCAAUUUCAUCAUCCACCUGUAUUAGUACCUACGUUAAGGACACCGUCUCGAGCGCAAACACCAUCUCGAGCUAUUACCCCUGGCCUCGCUACAACACCUCGUACCAGACCGAAAACUCCAAGCCACAUCCCAGCGCCCUCUAAGACGCCAAGGUCUGUAUCAGGCGCGAAAUCUGUUGGUGGGUGGGAUGACGAAGAUGGAUAUUUCAAUCGAUCGCAUUCCCCUUCUUUUUCAGCGUCUGGUGUAAGCUCGGCUUCCCCUACUGCCAAAGUUCACCCACCACGGCCACCAAGUCGGUCGAUGAUUCCUGUACCUAGUGUGCAUCUGCACACGCCAUCUAGACCGUCAUCCGUGAUGUCGAACUUUAGUCGAUCAGAGAGUCCGACGAUGAGGUUCAAGGCGUCUGCUAUGCGUGCCCAGACGCCUGAACAUGCUCUCCGUGCACGUGCACAACAGGUGCCUGUUUUCCAUGGCACCAUGCCUCGAGCUAGGGUAUCGACUAAUAAACUUCCUCCUUCGAGUUUUAAGGAUGGGACCGCCAGUCGUGUACCUUCUCGACCUGGAUCCCGAGCUGGUGCCUAUACGCCAUCAAUGGACCAGUUGCCCUUGCAUGAAUAUAUUCCUGGAAGCAACUUUGAUCCUCUUGACGUUGAGGUGGCUGCUGUAGUGAAUGCCAUUCCUCAUGGACUGCUUGUUGAACGCGUAGAUCCUCCUCUCAAAAAGAACCAGAUCCCGAAGGAAGGAGAGGAAAUCAAAGCGCAAUAUGCAUUUUCUAAUUCACUAAGUCGGAAAGUAAUCACCUGCCGAUUGACGACUUUGGCAAGACCGGGCAGAACAGCUGAAGGAAAUACCAUAACCAAGAAGGUUAUGUGUCGCGUUGGCGGCGGGUGGCAAGAUUUGAGCCACUACAUCCUCAACCGCCAAGCUGGUCUCUAG
Psilocybe cubensis is the source of this 2403-nucleotide messenger RNA. RefSeq lists its product as uncharacterized. Gene Ontology annotation, biological process: nuclear migration along microtubule; mitotic spindle orientation checkpoint signaling; establishment of spindle localization. NCBI's taxonomy places the organism in Eukaryota, Fungi, Basidiomycota, Agaricomycetes, Agaricales, Agrocybaceae. Bases 1 to 2403 code for a protein of 800 amino acids. Gene Ontology annotation, cellular component: mating projection tip; spindle pole body; cell cortex. The record is from RefSeq and is a predicted model, not a curated record. The transcript is spliced from 4 exons. Gene Ontology annotation, molecular function: microtubule binding.